CGCUUGCUCCACCUGGCGGUCACUUGUUGAAACUGCAUCAACAGAAACGAACUUCAUCCGGAUGUAUUAAUCCGGAGCUUCCUGUGAUUUAAUCCACUUGUUGAGAAGAGUAGCAUGGACGAGCUAAGCUUUUUGUUAUAACUCCAGUAAUGUCUGAUUCACAUGGUAACCGGCGUACACGAUGCAGUUAAGCCCACAGUUGACCACCAUGUUCGGUAUGAUGGAAACCGGAGUCCUCGGCGCCUCCGUGGUUCUUGCAGGUGGAGUCGCAUAUCUUAUCUGGAACUAUGCUUCGUCCGCUAAGCAGAAGAAGCUCGAUACACAACCGGGAGAAGAUUGUAGAAACAGCAGGGAGGAGGAGAAAGUGGAAGAGAAGCGGGAAAAGAAGGCUCCGGUUGAGGAAACUUUUGUUCCCGUUAAGGCUCCGACAACAGCAACGGUAAAAUCCCAUCCUGUGGAAUCAGAGGGAACCCAGAUUCUGGUUCUGGGUCUGGAUGGAGCUGGGAAAACUAGCCUGCUUCACUGUUUUUCCAGCGGCAGUCUGGAGCAGGACGUGGAGCCGACGCUGGGCUUUAAUGCUGUCUCUGUCUGCAGAGAGAACAUGCAUAUUGAGUUUCUAGAAAUUGGAGGUAAAGAGAACCUGCGGCCCUACUGGCAGAGGUACAUGUCCAAAGCUCUGCUCCUGGUGUUCGUGGUUGACUCCUCUGACCCAGAGCUGUUUGCAGUCGUAAAUAAACAUUUACACGAGCUGCUGGCACUUCACCCAUACCUGCCUUUAAUGGUGCUGGCCAACAAACAGGAUCUUCCUGGUUCCUGCAGCAUCACUGACCUCCAUGACGCUCUGUCCCUGUCUGAAGCUGGAGACCGCCGGCUGUUCCUCAUUGGUACCCAUGUGAGGAAGGGCGACUUGGAGCUCAGCUCAGGGGUCCAGGAUGCUCGGAACCUGAUCUUCCAGAUGGUUUCUGACGGCAGAUAAUUCAUGGAGGUUUAGAAAAAAUCCAGCGUUUCUGAUCGAAUGUAAUAAAUUCUUUACAUUUGCACUGUGCUGAUGUUGGCUGAAACAGCUCGAUUUAUCAGUCUUACAAAGACACUGCUGACUCUGUUAGUACUCUUAAAGAACGGGGAGGCCAUAAAAAAUGUAUUUUAACUUGGCAACUUUGUUACAUCAAGAUGUUUUGAAGCUUUAAAAUGUUUCUUUUUUCCUAAGAAAUCUACUUGCAAUUAAAAAAAAACCAAACAAACUGAAAAACAAACCCAUUAAAGCAUCUUUUAGUAUCUUGCUUUAAGGUUGUUUUUUUUAAUUCAUAUGAGCAACAAAACAUUUCUGUGGCGAGUGUUCCAGCUUAGAGCAAUUACAUGUUUCAGCCACUUGGAGACGCUAAGGAGCCAACUCUUAUUUAACAGUUAAACAUUUAUAUUUUACCUUUUCUGUACAAAACAAAAACCUGCUGCAGGGACACUAUCUACCAGUGUUAAUUUGAUUGUACUGUGGGACUACAGUGUAAAAAAACAGUUUUCUGUUUAAAUGUUUAUUUCAAACAUAAGCUGAAGGGCGUUUGCUUUGAUUUUAAAGCUGUUAAAAAGGUGAAAUGUUGAGUGAUAAUUUACCCAUUUAAUUUGCUGUUUCUUGCAAACACACUCCUGUUUUUUUAUCUGUGAUCUGUUUGGUUCAUAUGGUUUGCAAAUGCUCCAUAAGGCUGAGCUACAUUAACAGUUUCAAUAAAAAAAAAAAAAGAGUACUGUUAUUUGUUCAAAUCACAUCUUUUUCACAAUAAAUUGUUUCUUCAAA
Messenger RNA from Girardinichthys multiradiatus, 1789 nucleotides. RefSeq names its product ADP-ribosylation factor-like 9 (gene arl9). Gene Ontology annotation, molecular function: GTPase activity; GTP binding. The record is from RefSeq and is a predicted model, not a curated record. The coding region runs from base 182 to 976 and encodes 264 amino acids. NCBI's taxonomy places the organism in Eukaryota, Metazoa, Chordata, Actinopteri, Cyprinodontiformes, Goodeidae. The transcript is spliced from 4 exons.